Penicillium digitatum Pd1 is the source of this 1803-nucleotide messenger RNA. RefSeq names its product RNA-binding snoRNP assembly protein NAF1. Gene Ontology annotation, cellular component: sno(s)RNA-containing ribonucleoprotein complex. Gene Ontology annotation, molecular function: RNA binding. Lineage: Eukaryota; Fungi; Ascomycota; Eurotiomycetes; Eurotiales; Aspergillaceae. Gene Ontology annotation, biological process: pseudouridine synthesis; ribosome biogenesis; box H/ACA snoRNP assembly. The record is from RefSeq and is a predicted model, not a curated record.
AUGAUCCCCGGAUUAAAUCUCAUUCAGCACAAUUCCGAACAAGAAACUAGCUCGUAUUCGACCGAACACACAGUCAAGCAAGAGCAGGAUCAACAAGUGGACUUCCAGGAAAUCGAAACCGAAACCAAGGAAGAGGAAACCCGGAAAAUUAUCCAGUUCGAGUCCACCGACGCAGCUAUGAAGAAUGAGACAGAAGCGAACAAAUUCAAAAUUGAACCCACUGCCCCUCUCAGCGAAGCUAUGGACGUUGAGCAGGAUGCCCACCAAGACAACAUGAUCGAAGCCUCUGGUCAGGCUGGCGAUGACAAGGAAGAAGAGCACCCCGAGUGGGAGGUUGACUCUUCACCAUACGAGUCAUCUUCAGACAGCUCUGAUUCCUCGGACUCCGAUGAUAGUGACGAUGAAGACUAUCCUAUACUUAGCGCAGAGGAGCAAGCUCAGAUUCUUAUGCGGGCCGAAGGUGGUUCUGACGACGAAGGAGAUGGCAAGGGGAAAGCAGGAGGACAACUGCGGACCACCAACGAGAUCGAGGAGGAGGUCCUGCCUAUCCCUGACGUUAAGAUCACCCCCGAAAUGAAGAUUGUGUAUCUCGGCAAAAUUCAUGCCGCUAUUGAUAAAAAUGUUCUUAUCGAGGCUAAUACCUCUGGAGAAUAUCAGGUACUUGAGUCGGGAUCCUUGCUGUGCUCCGAUGAUCGCCAGGUCAUUGGCGUAGUAGCAGAGACCCUGGGCAGAGUAGAGAAUCCUCUAUAUACCACCACAUACGCCACAGCAUCCGAAGUUCAGGAAAAGGGCUUAGUCAAGGGCAAGGAUAUCUUCUAUGUUGAGGAGCACUCCACCUUUGUGUUCACCCAGCCGCUCAAGGGCAUGAAGGGAAGUGACGCUUCUAACUUCCACGACGAGGAAGUUGCCGCUGAAGAAAUGGAAUUCUCUGACGAUGAAGCGGAGGCUGAAUACAAGCGGAAACUGAAGCAGAAGCGUCAGGAGCGAAAGGAAGCCAGGGAAGGCCCCAAAGGCAAGAAGCCUGCCCCGGGACCAUCAAAAUUGAACCAGAGCGAGCUCAACUACGACGAUGCCGGAGGUGAGGAAGGCUACACCCCGCUUGCACGCCCUACCAAUCUCCACGAGAUGAUGAAUACUCGUGAGCCGCCGGUUGAAGGCAACGAGCGUGGUGGGUUCCGUGGCGGAAGAGGUCGUGGCCGGGGUGACCGUGGACGCGCAGGACGAGGCAGAGGUGGACGCGGAGGAAGGGAGUGGGAUCAGGAUCGUCGACCCCAGCAGGCCAGCGGCUCAACCCACGAGCCUCAGCCUCAGCCUCAAGCCCAGCCUGCUGUUCCCUACAGCCAGCCAAUUUACCAGCAACCCCAGCAGCCAUACGGGAUGCCCCGGCCUUUCACUGCGUAUGCGCAGUACUCACAGCAGCAGGCCCAGAGCCCGCAACUAGUGCAACAGCAACAGCCGCAAUUCGGCCAAGGUGGAGCGCAGCCACAGAUGCCAUUCCAGUUCUCUCCAUACCCGGCCUUCCAACAACCACAACCCAACAACCUCCAGAACGCCCAACAGGGUGCUCCUCAGUUUAAUUCUCAAUCCCUGGCUAUGUUGCAACAACAACAGCAGCAACAGUUCCUGCAGCUUCUGCAACACCAACAGCAUUACCAACAGUCUCAGCAGCAUUACCAACAGCCUCAGCAACAGUAUCAGCCUCCCCUGGCCCAAAACGCAGCUAUGAACUUUGACCAAGUUAAAGCUCAGCUGGAUCUGCUACGCAAUUUGAGCGGCGGGAACCAGGGUCCUCCUCCUUCUUGA